AUGGCCUGUCUCAACGACGACGCGUUCGGCCCCGCCGUGCGCGGGUGCCGCGGCGACUUUGACUUCACGCUGCACUUUGAGCAGGUUUUUUUCACGCUGCUACCGGCGAGUCUUUUUGUGGUAGUCUCGCUCGCGCGAAUGGUGCAUUUGUGGCGGAAGCGGGUCAUGGUUGGGGGAGUGUGGCUACGGUGCGGGAAGAUGAUCGCGAUAUCAACCUACGCCGCGCUGCAGCUCGUCCUUCUCGUCCUCGCCACCACAUCCCCUUCAGAAUGGUUUACCCUCUCCACUGCAGCAUCCUCCCUCGCCCUCGUCGCAGCCCUACUUACUCUCCCGCUCUCCUAUCUCGAACACGCCCGCGCUCCCCGUCCAUCAAUGCUGCUGCACGCCUACCUCACCGUGACGCUCCUCCUCGAUAUUGCCCAGGCGCGCACUGUCUGGCUGGCCGGCUUUUCCCCAACUGAAAUGGCCUACGCGCGGGCAUUUACCGCGGCCGUGGUCGUCAAAGCAGUCAUCCUCUUAUUGGAAGGCCAAUCCAAAACCCGCUGGAUCCGCUGGAUCGACCAGCCCGGCACAUACCAUCACAGCCCUGAAGAGACCAGCGGUCUGUACGGUCUCGGCGCCUACCUCUGGCUCAACGGUCUCCUAGGCCGGGGCUACCGCCGGGUACUGGGCAUGGACGACCUAUUCCCCCUCGACGCCAACCUGCGCGCUGAAGCGCUUUAUGCCCGGCUCGGUCACCAUUUCGAAAACGUCGAGGCCUUCCGCGGUAAGAGGCACGGUUUGGCCCGGGUCCUAGCCCGCGCACUGGCUGUUCCAUUACUAGUGUUACCUGUGGGACCGAGGAUUGCGUACGGCGCGUUUCAGUUUUGUCAGCCCUUUUUAAUCCAGACGCUGUUGCGGUACUUGCAGGGAGGUGGAGAGGGACAGGAUGGGGAAAUGGACCGGAAUAUUGGGUACGGUCUGAUUGGGGCGACCGCGCUAGUGUAUCUGGGCAUUGCCGCAUCGUCGGCGCUGUACUGGUACUUCCAGGAGCGCGCGCUUUACAUGUCACGGGGCCUGCUGGCCACAGCCGUCUUCCGGAAAACGGUAACCUCCCGGCUGCGGGGGUCAUCUGAUUCCGCGGCCUUGACGCUCAUGAGCGCGGACAUUGAACGCAUCAUUGUCGGUGGCAUGAACCUGCACGAGUUGUGGUCCAACUCCAUCCAGGUUGGUCUGGCUUGCUGGCUGCUACAACGUCAAAUCGGAGCGGCCUUUGUAGCCCCGCUAAUCGUUGUGGUUGUGAGUACCGCCGGACUGACCAUGCUCGCGCGGUAUACGGGUCCCCGACAGAAAGUAUGGAUGGCGCGUAUUCAGGAACGCGUGGGGCACACGGCGGGUGUAAUCGCGCAAAUUCGACAUCUCAAAAUGGCUGGGUUGGCGGAGACGGUAGAGAAAGCGGUGGCUGCGGCCGUCGUGGGGUACACGCCACUGUUGAUGGGACCUGUGUUUGCGUUUGCGUUUGCCUCGCGCACGUUGGAUGUUACGACGAUUUUCACGGCGCUGUCGUUUAUUACCCUGCUGGCUGCCCCGUUGAGUUUGCUGUUCCAGACUAUACCCGUGCUAGUGUCGGCGUUUACGUGUCUGGAGCGGAUCCAGGCCUAUCUCGAGGCCGAGGCCAGGGUGGAUUGUCGGGUGUUUGAGCCGACUGAGAAGGAGAAGGACAGUGAGGAUGAGAAAUCCGCGGAGAAAAAACAAAAGCAAGACCGCGUCCGCAUCACCAACGCAACCUUCGCCUGGGACCCAACCAAACCCACCCUGCACGACAUCUCCCUAACCAUCCCCGCAGGCCAGCUUACCCUCGUCAUUGGCCCCGUCGCAUCUGGAAAAUCCACCCUCUGCAAAGCCCUCCUCGGCGAGCUCCCUCUACUCUCGGGCCAAAUCACUCUGUACUCUCCCCCAGACCGCCCCAUCGGCUACGCUCCGCAAACACCCACGCUUUCCAACACCACCAUCCGUUCCACCAUCCUCGGCCCGUCUGCCCUUUUACCAUACAACGACGCCCGUUACAACGCCGUGCUGGACGCCACCCUCCUCCGCCCAGACCUCGCUCUCCUCCCUGCUGGCGACGAAACGAACAUCGGUAGCCAUGGCAUCGCUCUCAGCGGGGGGCAGAAGGCACGUGUGGCCAUGGCACGCGCGCUGUAUCUGGACGCGGAUUUCUGCGUGUUUGAUGAUGUGCUGAGCGGGUUGGAUGCGGAUACCGCCGAGGGGGUGUUUAUGAAUGUUUUUGGGGGCAGAGAUGAACGGGAUGGGAAAGGAGAAGCGAAGGGUCUGUUGCGGCAGAGAGGAGCAACGGCGGUGUUGUGUACACAUGCGGUGCGAUUUCUGCCGUGGGCCGAUUGGGUUGUGGUACUCGGGGCGGAUGGGAGGGUGGUGGAGGAAGGAAAGUUUGAGGAGUUGAAGGGGCGCGAAGGGGGUUAUGUGGCCGGCUUGGGAGUGGAAACUCCUGGAGUCGGGACUCCAAAGACACCCCCUGAACCAACACCCACGACAUCCAGCCCAACCGACACAGCAUCCCCCGAGAUUACCGCCCGGAUGACCGGCGACUGGGCCGUUUACCGACACUACUUCACCCGCAUCCCUCUCUCCAUCCGCCUCGUCUUCCUCCUCUUCGGCAUCACCUGGGGCGGCUUCGCCAACCUCGGCACACUCUGGCUGACCCUCUGGUCCGCCGACGUCGCCUCCUCCUCCCCGACCCACACCAACGCCUACUACACCGGGCUGUACGCGCUCUUCCAAAUCCUCACGCUGGCCUCCCUCGCCAUCCAGGCCUACGUCUGUUUCACCCAUAUGAUCACCUUCUCCGGCGCCCGUAUCCACGCCGAAGCCUUACGCACCGUGCUGCGGGCGCCGCUGGCGUUCUUUUCCAAGACGGAUACCGGCGUGGUGGUGAAUCUGUUUUCUCAGGAUCUGACGCUGGUGGAUGGGCAGCUUCCGCAGGCGGUGUGUAAUGUGGUGUUGACCGUGUUUGAGGUGCUCGGCAUGGCCGCGGUGAUUGCCACGGCAUCGCCGUAUGUUGCGGUCACGUAUCCCGUGUUGGGAGUUGUGUUGUGGGUGUUGCAGCGGUUUUAUUUGAGGACGUCGAGGCAGAUGCGGUUGUUGGAUUUGGAGGCGAAGAGUCCGUUAUACACCCACUUCAUCGACACCCUCCACAGCCUCGCGACAGUCCGCGCUCACAACUGGACCCACCCCUCUCUGACACUGAACAAAUCCCUCCUCGACACCUCCCAACGCCCGGCCUACCUCCUUGCCAUGAUCCAACGCUGGCUCGCCUUCACCUUGCAACUUGUCGUAGCAGUGCUCGCCAUCGCCGUUGUAGCCCUGGCCACGCAAAUCCAUGUCAACACCGCCGGCGGUAACGCGGCUGGCUUCACGGGUGCCAGUCUGGUCACACUCAUGUCUUUUGGCGAAAGUCUGACGACGAUUAUUCGGUUUUAUACGCUAUUGGAAACUUCCAUCGGAGCGGUUAGUAGGUUGAAGGCGUUUAGUGAGACGGUUGCGCCGGAAGAUCAGGAGGGUGAGACGGGCGUGCCGGGGGUGGAGUGGCCGAGAGGAAAGAUUGAGAUUAAGGGGGUGUCGGCAAGUUAUGGAGGACAUAAAUAUGGAGGUGCAAGUGGGAAUGAGAGCGGAAGUGAAGAAGAUGGAGAGAAACAGCUGGUACUGCGGGACUUGAACUUGACGAUUGCCCCCGGGGAGAAAGUGGCUAUCUGCGGGCGGAGCGGGAGCGGCAAAUCCUCCCUGCUCCUCCUCCUCUUGCAUCUCCUUGACCCCUUACCUUCAUCCCCUUCUAACCCCAACCCCAACCCUAACCCUGAGAACCCUAAUCUCAACACCUCAACCACCAUCACCACUGCUCGGCCCAAAGACGAAGACGAGAACACCCCCACCUUCAACAUCGACUCCCUCCCCCUAUCCUCCCUCUCCCGUUCCGCCCUCCGCCAUUCCCUCUUCGCCCUCCCUCAGGACCCAGUCUUCCUACCCCCGGGCACAUCCGUGCGAGACAACCUCGAUCCCGACAGCGAAGCGACAGCGGCCGAAUGCCGCGGAGCGUUGGAGGCUGUUUCGCUUUGGGUGUAUUUCGCGGGUUUGCUAUCCCAAGGGGAAGAAGACGAAGACGUCCUCAAGACCCGCCUCACACCAGACGAGAUGCUCUCCCAAGGCCAAAAGCAGCUCUUCAGUCUCGCGCGCAUGGUCGUGCGUCGACGUGUACGAGCGCGCAGACGAGCGGCCGAGUUUGGCGGAAACACCACCACCACCACCAAUGAAAAAGAGAAAGGACCGGUCCCCACAGACACAGGCAUCCUCCUCUUAGAUGAAGUCAGUUCCAGCGUCGACCAAGACACAGACGAGCAGAUGCAAGCUGUCAUCAGGGCCGAGUUCCGGAAUUACACCAUUGUGAUGGUCAGUCAUCGGCUGGGGAUGGUGAUGGCGUCGUUUGAUCGGGUGGUGGUUAUGGAGGGCGGGCGGAUUGUGGAGGUCGGCGGGCCGCGGGAGUUGGUGGAGAGGGAAGGGGGGAGGUUUAGGGAGUUGUGGAUGGUUGGGCAGAGUUCUUAA
Dichotomopilus funicola is the source of this 4593-nucleotide messenger RNA. Its product is annotated as canalicular multispecific organic anion transporter 1. Gene Ontology annotation, molecular function: ABC-type transporter activity; ATP binding; ATP hydrolysis activity. The record is from RefSeq and is a predicted model, not a curated record. Bases 1 to 4593 code for a protein of 1530 amino acids. The transcript is spliced from 7 exons. Gene Ontology annotation, cellular component: membrane. Gene Ontology annotation, biological process: transmembrane transport. Lineage: Eukaryota; Fungi; Ascomycota; Sordariomycetes; Sordariales; Chaetomiaceae.